This is a messenger RNA of Nematolebias whitei (Rio pearlfish), 1695 nucleotides long. Its product is annotated as hexokinase-1. Lineage: Eukaryota; Metazoa; Chordata; Actinopteri; Cyprinodontiformes; Rivulidae. The coding region runs from base 64 to 1581 and encodes 505 amino acids. Gene Ontology annotation, biological process: glycolytic process; intracellular glucose homeostasis; glucose 6-phosphate metabolic process. Gene Ontology annotation, molecular function: mannokinase activity; fructokinase activity; D-glucose binding. The transcript is spliced from 11 exons. Gene Ontology annotation, cellular component: mitochondrion; cytosol. The record is from RefSeq and is a predicted model, not a curated record.
AAGGAUACCAAAGGAGUUGCUCGUCUUCGCACUACUGUGGGAAUCGAUGGCUCUCUGUACAAGAUGCAUCCUCAAUACGCUCGCCGCCUGCACAAGACAGUUCGUCGUUUGGUUCCAGACUCGGAUGUGCGCUUCCUGCUCUCUGAAAGUGGCAGCAGCAAAGGCGCAGCCAUGGUGACAGCAGUGGCUUACCGUUUAACGGAGCAGGCACACCAAAUUCAGGAGACUUUGGCAGAAUUCAAGCUGAGCAAAAAUCAGCUGUUAGAAGUGAAGAAACGCAUGAGAGUGGAAAUCGAAAGAGGCCUGAAGAAGGAGACCCACAAGGAAGCUACGGUCAAAAUGCUGCCGACAUUUGUUCGAAGUACACCAGAUGGAACAGAAAAUGGAGACUUUCUUGCUCUGGACCUUGGAGGAACAAACUUCCGUGUACUUCUGGUUAAGAUUCGUAGCGGGAAGAGGCGAUCUGUGGAGAUGCAUAACAAAAUCUAUGCCAUUCCAAUUGAAGUGAUGCAAGGCACUGGAGAAGAGCUUUUUGACCACAUUGUGCACUGCAUUUCUGAUUUCCUGGACUACAUGGGAAUGAAAAGUGCUCGACUUCCACUGGGAUUUACCUUCUCCUUCCCCUGUCAUCAAACCAGCCUGGAUGCAGGUAUUCUGGUAACCUGGACGAAGGGCUUCAAGGCAACAGACUGUGAGGGAGAAGAUGUCGUAGAGCUUCUGAGGGAGGCGAUCAAGAGAAAAGAGAUGGAAGAGCCAGAGUUUGAACUGGAUGUGGUGGCCAUAGUGAAUGACACGGUGGGAACAAUGAUGACAUGUGCAUAUGAGGAACCCACUUGUGAAGUGGGACUGAUUGCAGGCACAGGAAGUAACGCCUGCUACAUGGAAGAGACGAGAAACAUUGAGAUAGUGCCGGGAAAUGAGGGCCGUAUGUGUGUGAAUAUGGAGUGGGGCGCCUUUGGAGAUAAUGGCUGCCUGGAUGACAUCAGGACGAUUUACGAUCAGGCAGUAGAUGAGAACUCACUCAACGAAGGCAAACAAAGAUAUGAGAAGAUGUGCAGUGGAAUGUACCUGGGUGAAAUUGUCCGGCAGAUUUUAAUCGAUCUCACCAAGCGUGGUUUCCUCUUUCGGGGACAAAUCUCAGAGACACUGAAGACCAGAGGCAUCUUUGAGACAAAGUUCCUGUCACAAAUAGAAAGUGAUCGGCUGGCAUUGCUGCAGGUCAGGGCAAUCUUACAGCAGCUGGGACUCGACAGCACCUGUGAUGACAGUAUUAUUGUCAAGGAGGUGUGUGGCACAGUGUCCCGCCGUGCCGCGCAGAUAUGCGGAGCCGGCAUGGCGGCUGUUGUGGACAAGAUCCGUGAGAACAGAGGACUGGACCAUUUGGAUGUCACCGUGGGCGUUGAUGGCACCCUCUAUAAGCUGCACCCACACUUCUCUCGGAUCUUCCUGCAGACAGUGAAAGAACUUGCUCCUAAAUGUGACGUCAACUUCCUACUGUCUGAGGAUGGCAGCGGUAAAGGAGCUGCUCUCAUCACUGCCGUGGGCUGCCGCCAGAGGGAACUGGAAGCCCAGCAUCACUGAGGAGCUCCUCCUGUGGAACUACCUGCUGCUCCACCAUGACCUUCACCCACUGCACAGCCCAAGUCCAUCUCCCCUUGGCAGCCGUGACUCCACCUCUGCCCCAUCCAGAGACAU